Drosophila willistoni is the source of this 264-nucleotide messenger RNA. RefSeq names its product cytochrome c oxidase assembly factor 3, mitochondrial (gene Ccdc56). Gene Ontology annotation, biological process: mitochondrial respiratory chain complex IV assembly. Gene Ontology annotation, cellular component: mitochondrial inner membrane. NCBI's taxonomy places the organism in Eukaryota, Metazoa, Arthropoda, Insecta, Diptera, Drosophilidae. Bases 1 to 264 code for a protein of 87 amino acids. The transcript has a single exon. The record is from RefSeq and is a predicted model, not a curated record.
AUGUCGGAGCAAGGAGGUCCCAAGAUCAAGUACGGAGAAAACGCACCCAAGUUGGAUAAGGCGCAGUUGCAGUUUAUGAAACUGAUUGAAGAGCAGAACUUGGAUCGUGUGCAAAAGUUAAAGCGUGUGCGGCGCAACAAUUUGCUUACGGCCGGAGCCUUAGGUCUGUCAGUUGUGGCCAUUUACGGCUACUCCAUAUUCUCGGUGCAGCAGGAGAAGUUCCUCGACGAUUUUGAGGAGCCAAAGAAAGUGACCACCAACUAG